Messenger RNA from Elgaria multicarinata webbii, 1454 nucleotides. RefSeq names its product chromosome 5 CXorf38 homolog (gene C5HXorf38). The record is from RefSeq and is a predicted model, not a curated record. Bases 41 to 1027 code for a protein of 328 amino acids. The transcript is spliced from 7 exons. NCBI's taxonomy places the organism in Eukaryota, Metazoa, Chordata, Lepidosauria, Squamata, Anguidae.
CGCGAGACUGACGCGAAAGGCGGGCAGGGCCGGGCUCGCCAUGGCGCUGGCGGAACUGGCCGCUCGGCUCAAUUGCGCCGAGUACAAGAACUGGGUGAAGGCCGGGCACAGCUUGCUGCUGCUGCGGGCCGCUCUGCAGCGCUUUGCCGGCGAACAAAUCCACGCCUUUCACCGCCAGCUCGUCGCUCGCCUAGGCCCGCUGGGUGCUCGGUGCAGCGGGCGCUGCAUCCCUCGAGGCAAGCAGUUUCAGCCUGCCUGCUCCUUAUGUAAAGAAUGGAAAAAGGAGAUUUUGAGUCAUCAUACGCACAGGACUGGGGACGUUAACUGGGGAAACUGCAGACCUUGGCUUUGGCCUUCUAACUCAUGGGAGCUUGCAAAGGCUUACAUGCCUCGUGGGAAAGCUGAUUGCUACGGCCCCGACAAGUGUGACGCAUCGGCACUCUUGAACCUUUUCACCUUCUGUGAUCACUUCAGCAACAUUGAUCCGAAGAAAGUCAGAGAGGUGAUUAAGUGCCGCAAUGAACUAAUGCAUUCUUCAGAUAUGAAAGUAUCUUCUUCCUGGCUGAACGAGUUUGGAAAUCAUGUUCAGGAUUUGCUAACUGAAUUCCAGCAUGUUCCAGAGGCUCAGACAGCUGGUACAAGGAUAGAAAAGCUCCUGUCAUCUGACUGGGAUGUUCUUGUACCAGGGGAAGAUCAGUUUGAUGGACUGGAAGGUGAAAUGAGCCAAAGCCAGAUCAGUGAAAUAGAGAAAGAACUGAUAAAAGAGAGGCUUCAUGAAAUCAGCCUUCUCAUGGAAGACCAAGGAAUGAUGUCAGAAGAGGAUUUAAACAGAAUACAAUUUGCAAGAGAAUUCUUACAGAACAAUUGUGAUCUUCAGAGGAGUUUGCAGGCAGAAAUGCAGAACCUUGAAGACCUAGUACAAGAAUUGUACAGACAAAAACGAUCAGUAAAAGAGACCCAGGAAGUUAAUCUUGAAGAGGAGAAAGGUGAAGAUUUUCCUUUAGAAAAAAUGAAGUGUAUGAAAUGAAGAUUUGGACUCUGCUGUAAAAAUGCCAGGCAUUAUCAUCAAACAGGAACUCGUAAAAAGAUGAUCUCCUUUUAAGCAUUCCCAUCACUGAGGGAGGUGAAGUUGGUGGGAACACGGAAUAGGGCUUCCUCUAUGGCAGUACUCCACUCUCUCCCAAAGGGAGUUAGAGUGGCCCUUUCUUUAUUCAGUUUUAGGCAGGCUGUUAAAACAUUUUUUCUUUUAUAUGUCUUUUAGUAUUUUAAAUAUAUUAGCACCACGCUUUCUUUUAAGAGUCUCUCCUUUCUUAAUUUUCCUGUUGGUGAUGCUUUUAAAGUUUUACAUUGUUUUACAUUCUGUAAGUCACCUUGGGGGCCUUAUUUGGACCAAAAUGCAACGCAUAAAGAACUAAAGCAUGGGGAUUAUGUAAAUUACGUUGGACGUUCAGAGA